AUGCCAGGGUCAGCUGAAUGGAGGAUUGUCCUGUUGGGAAAGACAGGAGCGGGGAAGAGCAGCACAGGCAACACCAUUCUGGGAGAGAACAAGUUCAAGACUUCAUGUCGUGCAAAAUCUGAUACGUCUACAUGUGAGGCUGAAACAGCAACUGUUGAUGGGAGGAAAAUCACUGUGAUCGACACACCAGGGUUGUGUUCAACUGAGUGCACUGAUGAAGAACUAAAACCUGAAAUAGUCAAGUGCAUCACAGAGUGUUCCCCUGGACCUCACGCCUUUGUCAUAGUGCUGUCUGUGGGGAGGCAGACAGCAGAGGAGAAUAAAGCAGUAGAUGACAUUCUGAAAAUGUUUGGGGAGGAGGCUCUGAAGUACGCUGUUGUCCUGUUUACCUACGGAGACCAGCUUGACGACGACAUGACCAUCCGCGAGUUUGUGGAUGAAACUGACCGUCUGAAAGAUCUUGUCCAAAAGUGUGGAAACCGGCUUCAUGUCAUCGAUAACAAACACUGGAAGAGUCCCACUGAAGGCCACGAUGAAGUCAGAAGCAACGCCGUUCAAAUCAGAGAGCUGCUGAACACGAUUGAUCAGAUGGUGACAGAGAACGGAGGAAAGCACUACACCAACGAGAUGCUCCAAGCUGUGGGACAAGCCAUAGAAGAGGAAAUGAAAAAGGGAAAAACCAGAGAAGAGGCCAAACAGAGCAUAUGGCGACGGUUGUUAAACCUGCUAGUAGGCACAACAGUAGGGGCUCUGCGUGGUGCAUUGCUGGGUCUUGUAAGUGGUGUAGCUCAUAUUGUGCGAGCUCUUACAGCACAAACAAUUUAA
Molecule: messenger RNA, 825 nt
Organism: Anguilla anguilla (European eel)
Lineage: Eukaryota; Metazoa; Chordata; Actinopteri; Anguilliformes; Anguillidae
Product: GTPase IMAP family member 4-like
Exons: 2
Coding region: 1-825 (274 amino acids)
Molecular function (GO): GTP binding
Source: RefSeq, a predicted model, not a curated record